This is a messenger RNA of Vidua macroura (Pin-tailed whydah), 5433 nucleotides long. RefSeq names its product tight junction protein 2 (gene TJP2). Bases 784 to 4353 code for a protein of 1189 amino acids. Gene Ontology annotation, molecular function: cell adhesion molecule binding. Gene Ontology annotation, cellular component: bicellular tight junction; plasma membrane. The transcript is spliced from 23 exons. Lineage: Eukaryota; Metazoa; Chordata; Aves; Passeriformes; Viduidae. The record is from RefSeq and is a predicted model, not a curated record. Gene Ontology annotation, biological process: positive regulation of blood-brain barrier permeability; protein localization to cell-cell junction; cell-cell junction organization.
UCAAUUUCUGCCGAUCUUUUCUUCCUAAGUGUUUUUAGUGACCACUUGUUUCUUCAAGCUCUUGAGAGUAGUUAACUCAAUAACGUGGGGGUUUUUACAAUAUGUAAUUGCAGUUCCUAAAGCAAGCAAUUUGGCCUCUGAACUAAUAGCAGUGGUCAGGACUUUCAAGACUGCUGUGGAAGGCUGUUAGGUGAUGGGAAGGAAGUCUGACCAAGGCUGUGGACCUGAGGAGUGUUGGCUGUGUGGAGGCUUUCACAUCCACGUCCUCCUAAAAAGACACUGACAGAAAAGGUGGACAUGACUGGUGCAUGUCUGUUUGACAAAACAGAGCUGUGGAUACGGUUCGAAAGCCUCGUGUCAGGAAUGCUGCCCGGGCUUGGGCCACUGGCCCCAUCGCUCCCGUUUAUCCUGUGACGGGCGUCAGCUGCUGGCCGCUGCCGAGGGCAGGAACACAAGAAAUAUUUUUGUAAAUGGGGAAUAAAAAUUCUUUUCUUCCCAGGGAGAAUGGAAGUGUUUCUUCGCCUUCCCGGGGCGUUUACAGGCACGAUUGGCUGGCGGCGGGGGCGGCAGGGCCCCGGCAGGACAAAGUCUCUCUGUGGAGGGCUGCUCAGAGCCGGCUUUGUCCUGCCGGGCUCCGGCCGCCCCCGCGGGGCUCCGCCGCAGCCCCUCGCCAGCGGCCUGGCCAGUUCCCUCGCGGGGCGGAGGCGGGAGAAGCAUUCCCGAGGCUGCCGGGACUGACCGCCAGCCCCCGGAGCCGCGGGCGCCGGGCCCGGCGAUGUUACUAUGGGAGCGACGCAGGGCUCCGCCGGGAGCGGCCCGCGGGAGCCCGCGGCGGGGGCGGAGCAGGCCCCAGGCAUGGAAGAGCUGAUAUGGGAACAGUACACAGUGACCUUACAAAAGGAUUCAAAACGAGGAUUUGGGAUUGCAGUUUCUGGCGGCAGAGAUAACCCUCAUUUUGAAAAUGGUGAAACAUCAAUAGUAAUUUCGGAUGUUCUCCCAGGUGGUCCAGCAGAUGGAUUACUUCAAGAAAAUGACCGAGUGGUCAUAGUUAAUGGGACAGCGAUGGAAAAUGUUCUACAUUCUUUUGCAGUUCAACAGCUUAGGAAAAGUGGGAAAGUGGCCACCAUUGUAGUGAAAAGACCAAGGAAAGUGCAGGCUGCUGCGCUGCAGAGAAGCCCCUCCCUUGACUAUGAAGACAGAGCUUUAGAUGUAAUGGAUGACCAUGCAGAAUUUGAUGGCAAAAGUGCUCGAAGUGGCUACAGUGAGAGAAGCUGGCACAGUGGAAACGGAGGGCGCAGCCAAAGCUGGGGAAACAGCCUGGAUCAGAGCUAUAGAGAUGAGCACGACCGAGGGCGUAACCGAAGCAGAGACUGUGACAUGGAAUGCAGCUACAGCCGCGAUCGAAGUCGUGGUAGGAGUGUUGACAGGAGCUUGGAUCGAGACUAUCGAAGGGACCGGAGCAGGGGAAGGAGCAUCGACAGGGAUGCUGGCUAUGAGCGGGACUACAGAGGAGACUACAGCCCACCCAGUUACAGUCACGGAUCUUUAUCUGAUCCUAGAUAUGGGAGGGAAAUGAGGAGUCGUAGCCGGGACAGGCUUCGUUCCCGCAGUCCUUCGCCAGAAAUACACCACCAACAUGAGUACCUAGGACCACAGGAUCAGAAUGCACCAAUCAGUGUUCUCUUAACAAAAGGCAGAUAUAAUGAAGAGUAUGGACUCCGUCUUGGAAGUCAGAUCUUCAUAAAAGAAAUGACCCGUACUGGCCUAGCAACCAAAGAUGGCAACCUGCAUGAAGGAGAUAUCAUUCUCAAGAUCAAUGGUACAGUGACAGAAAACAUGUCUCUAGCUGAUGCCCGAAAAUUGAUUGAGAAAUCACGUGGGAAACUCCAGCUGGUUGUUCUCAGGGACCGAAAGCAGACACUGCUCAACAUUCCUUCAUUGAACGACAGUGACUCAGAAAUGGAUGAUAUUUCUGAAAUAGAGUCAAACAGAUCAUUCUCCCCUCAAGAUGACAGAUCACACCAUUCUGAUCUAGAUUCACAUUCAUCCAAUGAAAAACUGAAAGAGAAACCAAAUGCAAAAGAGGAUCCCUCCAGUAGGAUGUCCAGAAUGGGAGCAAUGCCUACUCCAUUCAAAUCAACUAGUGACAUUGCUGCUCCUGCUGUUACAGCUGUAGACUCAAACAAAGAACUGAAGUACCAAGAUGACCCACCAGUGCCUCAGCCAAAGGCAGUUACACGAACAAUUCUUAAACCCAGCCCAGAAGAUGAAGCAAUAUAUGGUCCUAAUACAAAAAUGGUGAGAUUCAAGAAGGGGGAUAGCGUGGGUCUACGACUGGCUGGUGGAAAUGAUGUAGGGAUAUUUAUUGCUGGAAUUCAAGAAGGUACCUCAGCUGAUGAGGAGGGACUGCAGGAAGGAGAUCAGAUUCUUAAGGUAAACACUCAAGACUUCAGAGGCAUUGUUCGGGAAGAAGCUGUUUUGUAUCUCUUAGAAAUUCCCAAAGGUGAAACUGUGACAAUUUUAGCUCAAAGCAAAUAUGAAGUCUACAGAGACAUCAUGGCCUGUGGCAGAGGAGAUUCAUUCUUCAUCAGGAGUCACUUUGAGUGUGAAAAAGAGUCACCACAGAGCUUAGCAUUCACCAGAGGGGAGAUCUUUAGAGUAGUUGAUACACUGUAUGAUGGCAAACUGGGAAACUGGCUGGCUGUGAGAAUUGGAAAUGAACUGGAAAAGGGCCUCAUUCCAAAUAAGAGCAGAGCUGAACAGAUGGCCAGUGUUCAAAAUGCCCAAAAAGAUGGCUCAAGUGAUAGGGCAGAUUUUUGGAGAACACGUGGCCAGCGAUCUGGAGCAAAGAAGAAUCUGAGGAAGAGUCGUGAAGAUCUGACAGCUAUUGUAUCUGUGAGCACAAAAUUCCCAGCUUACGAGCGUGUUCAGUUGCGUGAAGCUGGUUUUAAGAGACCUGUGGUGAUAUUUGGCCCUAUUGCAGAUGUCGCUAUGGAGAAGUUGUCAAAUGAUUUGCCUCACCUGUACCAGACAGCAAAGACAGAACCCAGAGAUGCAGGUUCAGAGAAGUCAACUGGGGUAGUGCGCUUGAACACUGUGAGGCAAAUCAUUGAGCAGGAUAAACAUGCUCUGUUGGAUGUCACUCCUAAAGCAGUGGACCUGCUAAAUUACACCCAGUGGUUUCCAAUUGUGGUCUUCUUUAACCCAGACAGUAAACAGGGUGUGAAGACCUUGAGACAAAGGCUAUGUCCUACAUCAAACAAGAGCUCGAGAAAACUUUAUGAGCAAGCAAACAAACUGAAGAAAACUUGUUCCCACCUCUUUACAGCAACAAUUAAUUUGAAUUCAGCCAAUGAUAGCUGGUAUGGUAGCCUGAAGGAUACAAUUCAGCAACAGCAAGGAGAAGCAGUAUGGGUAUCAGAAGGAAAGAUGGAUGGCAUGGAAGAUGACGCAGAUGAUCGUAUGUCUUACCUUACUGCCAUGGGUGCUGACUAUUUGAGCUGUGACAGCCGGCUGAUCAGUGACCUAGAGGAUACAGAUGGAGAAGGUGGUGCAUACACUGACAAUGAACUUGAUGAGCCUUUGGAGGAAACAAGGAUUUCAUCUGUUAGCCGAUCCUCUGAACCUGUGCAUCACGAGGAGAGUUUGAAAAAGUUUACUCCAGAACCAAGGGCUCAGUUGAGAAAAGCUGGUAGCAGGGAGAUCCUUAGAGAGCCAAGUCCACCUCCAGCAUUCAAGCCUGAACCACCUAAGGGGAAGUUACAAAAUAGAGAGGAUCCAUAUGACUUCCCCAAGAACUAUGACUCCAAGUUGAGUAAUAUUGCUGUAAGCAGUGAGACUUCAACUGUAUCAGCUAAAGCACCACCACCACCUCUUUCUGUGAAACCUGCCUUUGGGCGUCCCAUUCUGAGAAACUCUCAGCCAGCAGUCCUGCCUGCAGAGGAGGAGGAGGAGGCAGCAAAGUUGGAAGAGGAAGGAAGUGAACAAGAAAAUACUUCAAAAUCAGUACUGAGGAAAGUAAAAAUAUUUGAGGAGAUGGAUCACAAGGCAAGGAUGCAAAGAAUGCAAGAGCUACAAGAGGCUCAAAACGCCAGGCUUGAAAUAGCCCAAAAGCAUCCGGAUAUUUAUGCUGUCCCUGUCAAAACACAGAAGUCAGAACAGACCUGGCCCCAGCCAGUGAGCUCCAGGCCUCCAGAACCCCAGAAGGCUCCUGUUAGACCUUACCUGGAAAACCGUGUCAGUUAUGGCAGCGAUGCGGAGGAGGAGGAGGAGGAGUACCGCCGGCAGCUGGCAGACCAUUCUAAGAAGGGCUAUUAUGGACAGCCAUCCAGAUACAGAGACACAGAAUUGUAGGCUUGCUAGCAUGUCCAUGUCUAACACUCUUCUGAGGUUUCUUCCUUCGCAGCCAAAGUGGAACAGUAAUUAGUCUUGAAAGCUGUAUUUUUACUGGGGGUGGUGUUAGAGGAGUUGGUGUUACUCAACUCAGACAUAUCUAUACACUGGAACUGGAAGAGUUCAUUUUUUUGGGGAUAUUAUUUUGUCAGUGUCUAUGAGAAGAAAUCACUAUUGCCUGAAUGCUGUUGCCUGUUUUACAAGGACCAAAUCCUUAAAGUUUGUGUUAAUUCUUGGCAUUUUCAUAUUUUAAUAUAAGUCCCCCUUUUUCCUUUUUAUUAAUGCUGCCUUUUUGGACUGUUCUGCUGUGUUAUAAAAGUAUGAUCCCAGAGAUACACUUCUAAUGCAAUAGAACUAAAUGUGAAAGUGUAUUUGAAGAACAGUAAGUGCCUUUAACAAGAAGCAUCUGAAGCUGUUUGUUUCGACAUAUGAUACUUGGUGCAAAGCCAUAACACACUAAAAAGGGGAUUGACUGUUCUACCUAUCUUUAUUUUUUAUCAGUUUCAUGGUAACAAUUUUCCUUGCAUGUUAUUUUUCUAAGUUCAUAGAUGCAUAUGAUAUAUUCAAAAAUACAGACUGUACAUAUUAAAGGUGCAAUUGAAUGGAUGGUUGGAAAAGACCAGGAUGUGCUUAAACAGAGAAAAUGGUGUAGAAAAUUCAGUCACAUAUUAAAAUUUACACAGAUUGCAAAUAAUAAAGUAUAUAUUCUAGACAAACCUUGUGUAUCUCAUUUUUCUUUUCAACAGUAUUAGUUUAGAAUUGCUGACUUUCAUGAGUACACUGUUUCAGUUCAGGGUCUCCUCUCCUGUUCAAGUAACUGGGAAACAUCACUAUUGAUGUGCUUCACACUUUCUGAACAUCAUUUUAAAAUCUGCUUUAAAGUGAUUGAAAACUGGUGCAAAACUAUGGAGUUCCUGCAAGGGACUUACUUCUAGAAUAUUAAAUUUUGCCUCACCAUUUGUGCUCUUUAGCCUUAUACAAUAAAAUUUUUCAAAGUAUAAAGAAGAAAGAAAAAUUUCUUUUGAUCAUACAAUAUGAAAG